Messenger RNA from Lolium perenne, 1691 nucleotides. Its product is annotated as F-box/LRR-repeat protein At3g26922. The record is from RefSeq and is a predicted model, not a curated record. Lineage: Eukaryota; Viridiplantae; Streptophyta; Magnoliopsida; Poales; Poaceae. Gene Ontology annotation, molecular function: protein binding.
CUCACUCAGACUCAGUCGGUCAGUCCGACUCCGACCAGCGAGAGUGCGGGACAACGAUUUGAUUGGCUCUUCUUCCCAAGCCGGGUGAAUAUCACCCAAUUCCGACCGCCUAGGGCGGAGGCGAUUCGACGAACCAUGGAAGGCUGCCGCCGCCGGCUCCGCCGGAAGCUCGAGCACGGCAAGGAGGAAGUUGUCUCCUUUCCUUCUCCUUGUCGCCACCAAGCGUCCUCCAGAUUCGAGCAUAGCGGGUUGGACAGCCUCGAUACUACUCCCAGGUGGUUGACCAGGCAUAGGUCUAGAUCCAAGCUUUCACUGGAGAACCUUCCAGAGGACCUGUUAUGCAAUGUAUUAUCGAAACUCACGGUGAAAGAAGCAGGAAGGACAAGUAUACUUUCUUCUCGAUGGAGGAACCGUUGGACAUGCCACUCCAAUCUUUGCUUUGAUGGAUCUAAUUUUCCUGGAUGUGACACUAAUAGAUUUAUCAAGCAUGUCAACAGUGUGUUGCAACAGCACAAAUGUUCAGUGGUUGAAAAAUUCGAGGUUAGGUUUGCACUAUGGAAAGAGCACACACAUCAUGUGGACAGGUUGGUUGGCUUUUCUGCUGCUUUGAUGGCGAAAUGCAUCAUCCUUGAUUUCAGGGCAGCUAUGCGCAUCCAUCACCAAAGAGAACGAAAUAUGUAUAAGCUUCCAGUUAACCUUAUUGGUGGUGAAAACAAAUCUUGUAUUGAGUCUCUCUUCCUCUCCUUUGUGUGGUUAAAGAUUCCAUCAGACUUUCUUGGAUUCAAUAAUUUACAGAAGCUUGAGCUGGUUAUGGUAUCUGACUUAGGGAAUAUCACUUUCUUCCUAGCAAAAUGUCCCGCACUUGUAUGGUUAAGCAUCGCUUGGUCCUCCCUCUUUGACUUGAAUAUUCCCUAUCCACUGUGCCACCUGCAGUAUUUGAAGAUUAGUGACUGUAAUAAGCUGCAAAGCAUAGAAUUACACGCUAUGAGUCUGACAGCUUUUGAGUAUGUGGGGGGUCCAAUACCUAUUAAAUUUGAUGAUUCGCUGAAGCUAUCACAGGCAAGAAUCAGCAUAAAGACUGGAUAUGACAAUGUCAACUACAUUGUGAAUGAACUUUCUUGUUCAUUGGCUCAUGUUGAUCGGCUCUUCCUCACAUUCCGCUUGCUCACUAAGACAAUUUCUUCGACAAAAAAACUGGUUAACUUUAUUCACUUGAGGCAUCUGGUACUGGAUUUUCAUAUCUAUGAAGAACCCAAGAACACAUUUGAUAUCCUUCAAGUGACUCGCAUUCUGGAGGCAGUCCCUCAACUCGAGCAUUUUAUAUUGCAUAUGGGCUCUUACAAAUCAGAACCUUCCUCUCUGAAGGUAACCAAUUGUAUCAGCCCGCGCAGGCACUCUCACCUCAAGACCGUUCACAUGACAGGGAUGUAUGGUUUAGCGGGACAAUUUGAGCUAGCUAAAUACAUUCUCCUGAGUGCCGAUGCUCUUGAGCAUAUGACUCUUGAUCUAGCAAAGGAGAGAUAUCCGCACGCACCUUGGGUGCUGAAUCCAUUCCAUGUUCUAACACUCGAGGGUCUUGCAAAGCGUUAUCUGGAUCCAGAGGGAGUACAUCGUGGUGUGUUGAACAUUUUAGGGCUUAAUGUAACUAAUUAGGAUGUUGCAGCAGCAAUAAAUAUUUAUUAUUCUGGCCA